GGGGGAAGGGUAAGGGCCAAGACGGUUUUCAAGAAAUGAAACGAAAUGUGUGAACAGCGGUUGUACGUAUGAGUAUCAACUUGGGUGUCAUGCCUCGCGAUGAGGAUUUUUCGUCCCUCCUGCUUCACACGUCGAUGGCGAAGUCCAAGUUUUCGCUGUACAGUAUUGAAAGACUGCUCGGAGCGCCGCAGGACGUUCGGCGUGCAAAUUCUGACGAAGCAUCCGCCGUAGGUGUUCUGGAUUUCAGCGUUGCAGCUGUAUCAAAAAAGGAUUCCCAUCCGAAGCUACGCCACCAAUCUCACAACGUUUCCCGGCACGUCCCACAACAGCCGUCCGGGAAUUCCAGUCCCACGUCUUCUUCUGAUCAUCAGCGUUCUUCGGCGAAUGACGAGACGUCUUCUUCCACCGGACCCGGCGGGGACUCGACGUCUUCGCCAUCGAAGCCCCGCAAGGUCAGACGGAGUCGCACGACGUUCACCACAUUUCAGCUUCACCAACUGGAGAGGGCCUUCGAGAAGACUCAGUACCCGGAUGUCUUCACUCGGGAAGAGCUUGCCAUGCGACUGGACCUCAGCGAGGCAAGAGUUCAGGUAUGGUUCCAAAACCGGCGUGCCAAAUGGAGGAAACGAGAAAAGGCUCUAGGGCAGGACACGUCUCCCGGAUCCACCCCUCUCGGAAGCCCCGACCUCGGCCAUCGUCUAGGGCCUGGCGCACCGGACCCCUUCUCCAUCCCUGGUGUUCCCCUUCUGUCACCCGAAGCCCUGUGGCACCACGGACCGCUUCUCGGUUCGCCUUACGGACCCUGGCCAGGACCGAAGCCUCCGCCUUCGUUGCUUUCCAUCUACAUGCUACCGGGCCUGCCUCCAGUAACCCAGAUGCAUCCCGGGUCCUUUAUGACGUCAGCACUGCCGGUCGACCCUCUAGGAGUGCCACUGAAAACCUCCACUUCUAGUCUCGACCUUUUACGUCACAAGGCUCGCGUUGCUUCGGUUGUGACAUCGUCCGUCAUGUCACAGUCUAGGUCUCCUUCCCCAAUUGGAUCGUCAUCGGAUGAAUUGGCGGGAAAGAAGAGUGUGUGCGAUUGAAAGUUGUCGAGUGCAAUUGUUGCUACUAUGUAUCUUCCUUUUUUUUGAAGAUGUGUGCUAAGCGUGGAAUGUGCAAAGUGUGCGAAACAGAACAUUUAUGUAUCAUGUUGUUCACACCGUUGUCACUUCAUAGUUUCAUUUUCUAUUCGUGAUUCUUCUGCGAUUCGCAUCUAACAUUGCUUUGUUCUCACAUCCGCUUCGUUCCUCGAUGUGGUUUUCAGAAGUAAAUUUACUUAACCCACAAAACGUCCGUUCGUGGCCUUACAGGACCACGUGACUCGUCACAUGCCACCACCACGUGGUCGCCAGACUGUGUUUGCCGUAUACGCUCAAAUUGCAUAAAAACUAGAGUAACAAUGCCAAAUAAAAUUUACUGAUUAAAUUUACUGCCACAGAUUUACUGCCGACCAUGACCUUACAAAGCUACCGCAUUUAAAUGCGUUUGGCACAACAGCUGAAGAUACAGCCGUUCUUUUCUUUUUUCUUUCUUGAAACGUCAAUACGUUUCUAUUGUGUCUUCCGUUUUGUGUAGCAUUUUAUUUAUUUAAUAUUCGCCGAAAAAUAUCUCUUCUUUGUAUUUCGUUCUAGUUGCACCUACAGUGUCGCGGAAACUCUUUUACAUUAAUCGACUAAAUGCUAAGUGUUCCAACAAUUAACCUCCCCGCUUCCAGCACCGGAACAUUCAUGUAAUUGCGGGGCAUUUUCCCGCACUUUUCGCGAAGCACUCCACGAGCGCUUUUGUCCUCUCGGGGAAGCUCCUUCGUCCAGCAUGUCGUCUCUGCAAGUAUGCUUGACAGAUAGCUUAAUCUGGUGGCGGGACAUAAUCCCCGGCAACGGAUUAACGCUUAGGGAGCGGAUAAACAGGGUCUGGAACGGAUUUUAGCCACAACAAAAGCAUCUCGCAGUUUCCGUUAGUAAAAUCCCGAGGAGAGAGCGCCAUAGCGGGAACCAAUAAUAAUUAGAAUAGUUAUAAGAUACCCGACAGGAGUUUGUAUUCAUCUGCGUUCAUGCUACUUACCAUUUGAGCCAGUGAAUGUUUUUAUUGGAGUUGGAGCUUACCUCUCUGUCAUCCAUUACGAAGGCCGUAUUUGCAGAGA
Ornithodoros turicata is the source of this 2182-nucleotide messenger RNA. Its product is annotated as retinal homeobox protein Rx1-like. The record is from RefSeq and is a predicted model, not a curated record. Gene Ontology annotation, molecular function: DNA-binding transcription factor activity, RNA polymerase II-specific; RNA polymerase II transcription regulatory region sequence-specific DNA binding. The transcript has 3 exons. NCBI's taxonomy places the organism in Eukaryota, Metazoa, Arthropoda, Arachnida, Ixodida, Argasidae. The coding region runs from base 69 to 1085 and encodes 338 amino acids. Gene Ontology annotation, biological process: regulation of transcription by RNA polymerase II.